Molecule: messenger RNA, 660 nt
Organism: Mytilinidion resinicola
Lineage: Eukaryota; Fungi; Ascomycota; Dothideomycetes; Mytilinidiales; Mytilinidiaceae
Exons: 1
Coding region: 185-517 (110 amino acids)
Source: RefSeq, a predicted model, not a curated record
AUGAACGCUGCGGGAUGAGGAUGGGCGCUGGAUAGAUUAAUAACGGUGGGUCUGACUCUGGAUUGGGGAAUAGUGGGCUUUAAUGGUAAUCAGCUGGCGGGGAUUUAUAAAUUAUAGAAGAUCUGUAGGUAUACACUUUUCUAUCACCGUCUGAAGUGCCUCGAUACGCUUUCAUAAUCUACUCAUGACGAAAGCUCAUCAUCUUGAACGAUCAGCAAACUCGCUGAGGCGCCACAGACAGCGCUGCCCUUAUGUAUGCAUAUCUAUUCGUUACGGUCGUCGGAGCAACAUUUUCGGAUCGCAAGACCUUGAAGGAGGCUUUGCGCUUUACAUCACGAGUAUGUUCACCGUACAAUUUCUCAUCAUAAAUUUGUAUACACUCGUAUACUACUGUUUGAAGCACCUAGAGACUUUCACAAAUCUAUUAAAGAUGGGCCCUCAUCAUGCUGAACAAUCAGUACCCUCGCCGAGGCACCUCGGACGGCACUAUCCUCGUGUACGCAAAUCUAGCCAUUAAGGUCGUCAGAGCUCCAAUGUCGGAUUGCAAGACCUGGGAUAAGGCAUUGCACUUCGCAUCACAAGUUAGACCUACGUAAGUACCUCGACCUGCUUUCGCAAAUCUCAACAGGAUAAAAGACUACCAUUUUGGACAACCAGUAA